AUGGAGACCAGAGAGGGAAAGACCCAGUCUGGCCAGAGCUCUGAGGUGGUGGUCUAUGAGCAGCUUGAUGAUGGCAAGAAGCCCCACCAGUACUUGGAAUGUGGGAAGAGUUUCCUCACGAGCUACCACCUGAUCAUCCACCAGAGGAUACACACUGGGGAACGGCCCUAUGAGUGUGGGGAAUGUGGGAAGAGCUUCAGGUUCAGCUCCCACCUGAUCAUCCACCAGAGGAUCCACACCAAUGAACGGCCCCACAAGUGUGGGGAAUGUGGGAAAGGCUUCAGGAGGAGCUCCAGCCUGAAACUCCACCAGAUGAUCCACACUGGGAUACGACCCUUUGUGUGUGGAGAAUGUGGGAAGGGCUUCCGUGACAGCUCUUGCCUGAUCAUCCACCAGACAAUGCAUAUUGGGGAGUGCCCCUACACGUGCUCAGUGUGUGGGAAGAGCUUCAUCAAGAACUCCAGCCUGAUUCUGCACCAGAGGAUCCACACUGGGGAGAGGCCCUACAAGUGCAGGGAAUGUGGGAAAAGCUUUAGGCAGAGCUGCCAUCUGAAUGCCCACCAGAGGAUCCACACCGGGGAGAGGCCCUAUAAGUGCAGGGAAUGUGGGAAAAGCUUCAGGAGAAGCAGUGGGCUGAUUCUGCACCAGAGGAUCCACUCCAGGGAGAGGCCUUACAAGUGUGGAGAAUGUGGGAAGAGCUUCAGCCAGAACUCCAGCCUGAUUGCCCACCAGAGGAUCUGCAGUGGGGACAGGCCAUAUGAGUGUUCUGAGUGUGGGGAGAGGUUUUUCAGAGCCAAUACUGUCUCCUCAAGCAUCAGCAGAUUCACACAGAAUAGAGGCCCUUCUGCUGCCCUGACUGCAGGAAGGGCUUUAAGAAAAACUCCACCUUUGUCACCCACCAGCAGAUCCACACUGGGGAGAGGCCCUGACAGUGUCCUAAGUGUGGGAAGAGCUUCUCCCAGAACUCUGCUGUGACCCAACACCAAGGGAGGCAGCAGUAAGGGAUGCCCUACAAGUGCCCUGUGUGCAGGAAGAGUGUCGCCUUGAUUUUUUAAGAUUUUCUAAGCCUUCUGAUGUUUACAUUCUUGUAGCAAACUUUCUCACACACUUUCUGUAAAUAACUUAUUGUUUUGCAUUCUUUUUUAGAAGAAGAAAAAUUUGAUGGACUGUUGGUUUGUCCAGUGUCAUUGGAGAGGUGGCACUUUCACCCUCCAAUCCACUGUCACUUUUAGAAAACUAUAAAUGUUGGAGUCAGAAAAUAAA
Messenger RNA from Melospiza georgiana, 1263 nucleotides. RefSeq names its product zinc finger protein 239-like. Gene Ontology annotation, cellular component: nucleus. The coding region runs from base 1 to 975 and encodes 324 amino acids. Lineage: Eukaryota; Metazoa; Chordata; Aves; Passeriformes; Passerellidae. The transcript is spliced from 2 exons. Gene Ontology annotation, biological process: positive regulation of reciprocal meiotic recombination. The record is from RefSeq and is a predicted model, not a curated record. Gene Ontology annotation, molecular function: recombination hotspot binding; histone H3K4 methyltransferase activity; histone H3K36 methyltransferase activity.